AUGAAUCGCCUGGUUCUUUCACUGAGCUGCGGCUUCUUGUCUCAGGUCAUCGAAACAUUGAUCUUUGCCUAUUUUGCUUCUGUAUCAUUGGCUGAUUGCCGGGGUCUUUUCCCAAGGCUGGAGAACGUGGGCGCUUUCAAGAAUGUUUCAAUUGUGCCAACCCAAGCAACGUGCGGACUCCCACACCGAAGCACUUUUUGUCAUAGCUCUGCUGCUGCUCAAAGUAUUCGGUUCUGUACCCAGCGGUUUUGCGUUCAGGAUUGCCCGUACAGAUCUUCAACCCCGACGUACACUGCCCUCUUCUCAGCAGGCCUCGGUAGCUGCAUCACAGCAGACAAGAAUGAUCUGCAUCCUAAUUCCCAUAACAAUUCCACAAGUUUUAUUUUUGGAAAUCACAAGAAUUGCUUUUCUUCUCCUUCUCCUCCUCCAAGGCUGGCGGCAUCAUUUACUCUAACUGUGUGGUUGAAACCUGAGCAAGAAGGUGUAAUGUGUGUUAUAGAAAAGACAGUGGAUGGGCAGAUUGUGUUCAAACUUACAAUAUCUGAGAAAGAGACCAUGUUUUAUUACCGCACAGUAAAUGGUUUGCAGCCUCCAAUAAAAGUAAUGACACUGGGGAGAAUUCUUCUGAAGAAAUGGAUUCAUCUUAGUGUGCAGGUUCAUCAGACAAAAAUGAGCUUCUUUAUCAAUGGUUUGGAGAAGGAUCAUGCAGCUUUUGAUGCAAGAACUCUAAGUGGGUCAAUUACAGAUUUUGCCUCUGGUACUGUGCAAAUAGGACAGAGUUUGAAUGGUUUAGAGCAGUUUAUUGGAAGAAUGCAAGAUUUUCGAUUAUACCAAGUGGCACUUACAAACAGAGAGAUUCUGGAAGUUUUUUCCGGAGACCUGCUCAGAUUGCAUAUCCAGUCACAUUGCCGCUGCCCUGGCAGCCACCCUCGGGUCCAUCCUUUGGGACAGCGAUACUGCAUUCCUAACGACGCAGAACACACAGCCAGUAACAGAGUGUCACGGUUGAAUCCCGAAGCCCAUCCUCUCUCUUUUGUCAAUGAUAACGACAUCAGUACUGCCUGGGUUUCAAAUGUGUUUACAAACGUCACCCAGCUUAAUCAAGGAGUGACUAUUACAGUAGAUUUGGAAAAUGGACAGUAUCAGGUGUUUUAUAUUAUCAUUCAGUUCUUUAGUCUACAACCAACAGAAAUAAGGAUUCAAAGAAAGAAGGAGGAUGGUUUCGAUUGGGAGGAUUGGCAGUAUUUUGCUAGAAAUUGCAGUGCUUUUGGAAUGAAAAACAAUGGAAAUUUGGAAAAUCCUGAUUCUGUCAACUGUCUUCAGCUUUCCAAUUUUACUCCAUACUCCCGUGGCAACGUCACAUUUAGCAUCCUGACACCUGGACCAAAUUUUCGACCUGGAUACAAUGACUUCUAUAACACCCCAUCUCUUCAGGAGUUUGUAAAAGCCACACAAAUAAGGUUUCAUUUCCGUGGUCAGUACUAUACCACUGAGACUGCCGUCAACCUCAGACACAGAUAUUAUGCGGUGGAUGAAAUCACCAUUAGUGGGAGAUGUCAGUGCCAUGGUCAUGCCGAUAAUUGUGACACAACAAGCCGGCCAUACAGAUGCCUCUGCUCGCAGGAAAGCUUCACUGAAGGACUUCAUUGUGAACGCUGCUUGCCGCUUUAUAAUGACAAGCCUUUCCGACAAGGUGAUCAAGUUCACGCUUUCAACUGUAAACCUUGUCAGUGUAACAGCCAUUCCAGAAGCUGCCACUACAACAUCUUGGCAGAUCCAUUUCCUUUUGAACACCUCAGAGGUGGAGGAGGAGUUUGUGAUGAUUGUGAGCAUAACACUACAGGAAGGAACUGUGAGCUGUGCAAGGAUUACUUUUUCCGACAAGUUGGUGCCGAUCCUUCAGCCAUAGAUGUUUGCAAACCCUGUGAUUGUGAUAAAGUUGGCACUAGACACAGCAGCCUCCUUUGUGAUCAGAUUGGAGGCCAGUGUAAUUGUAAGAGACAUGUGUCUGGCAGACAGUGCAAUCAGUGCCAGGAUGGAUUCUACAAUCUACAAGAGUUGGAUCCUGAUGGCUGCCGUCCCUGUAACUGCAAUACCUCUGGGACAGUGGAUGGAGAUAUUACCUGUCACCAAAAUUCAGGCCAGUGCAAGUGCAAAGCAAACGUUAUUGGGCUUAGGUGUGAUCAUUGCAAUUUUGGAUUUAAAUUUCUCCGAAGUUUUAAUGAUGACGGAUGUGAGCCCUGCCAGUGUAACCUCCACGGCUCAGUGAACAAAGCCUGCAAUCCUUUUUCUGGGCAGUGUGAGUGCAAAAAAGAAGCCAAAGGACUUCAAUGUGACACCUGCAGAGAAAACUUUUACGGAUUGGACAUCACUGGUUGCAAGGCCUGCGACUGCGAUACAGCUGGAUCCAUCUCUGGGACUGUCUGUCACCCUAAAACAGGGCAGUGCGUCUGUAAGCUCAAUGUUGGAGGAAGACAGUGCAAUGAAUGUUUGGAAGGAAACUUCUAUCUACAACAGAAUAAUUCUUUCCUCUGUCUGCCCUGUAACUGUGAUAAGACUGGAACAAUAAAUGGCUCUCUGCUGUGUGACAAAUCAACAGGACAAUGUCCUUGCAAAUUAGGGGUAACAGGUCUUCGCUGUAAUCAGUGUGAGCCUCACAGGUACAAUCUGACCGUUGACAACGUUCAUGGCUGCCACACGUGUGAGUGUGACUCCUUGGGGACAUUACCUGGGAGUAUUUGUGACCCGGUCAGUGGCCAGUGCCUCUGUUUGCCUAAUCGUCAAGGAAGAAGGUGUAAUCAGUGUCAACCAGGUUUUUAUAUUUCUCCGGGCAAUGCCACUGGCUGCCUGCCAUGCGUAUGCCAUACAGCUGGUGCAGUUAGUCACAUCUGUAACAGCCUAACUGGUCAGUGCGUUUGCCAAGAUGCUUCCAUUACUGGGCACAGUUGUGAUCAAUGUAAAGACCAUUACUUUGGAUUCGAUCCUCAGACGGGAAGAUGUCGGCCUUGUAAUUGUCAUCUCUCAGGAGCCUUGAAUGAAACCUGUCACUUGGUCACAGGCCAGUGUUUCUGUAAACAAUUUGUCACUGGCUCAAAGUGUGAUGCUUGUGUUCCCAGUGCAAGCCAUUUGGAUGUCAACAAUCUAUUGGGCUGCAGCAAAACUCCAUCCCAGCAACCUCCACCCAGAGGACAAGUUCAAAGUUCUUCUGCUAUCAAUCUCUCCUGGAGUCCACCUGAUUCUCCGAAUGCCCACUGGCUUGCUUACAGUUUACUCAGGGAUGGUGUUGAAAUCUACACAACUGAAGAUCAAUAUCCAUACAGUAUUCGACACUUCUUAGACACUGACCUGUCUCCAUAUACCUCAUACUCCUAUUACAUCAAGACCACCAAUGUGCAUGGUUCAACAAGGAGUGUAGCUGUCACUUACAGGACAAAACCAGGAAUCCCAGAGGGAAACUUGACCUUGAGUUAUAUCAUUCCUAUUAGCUCAGACUCAGUGACACUUACCUGGACUGCACUUUCAAAUCAUUCUGGUCCUAUAGAGAAAUAUAUUUUGUCCUGUGUUCCUCUGGCAGGCAGUCAGCCCUGUGUUCCCUACGAAGGGCAUGAAACCUCAGCUACCAUCUGGAAUCUGGUUCCAUUCACCAAGUACAAUUUUUCUGUACAGGCGUGUACUAGUGGGGGCUGUUUACAUAGCUUGCCCAUUGCAGUGAUCACAGCCCAGGCCCCUCCCCGAAGGCUGAGUCCGCCUGAGGUACAGAAAAUCAGUGCUACAGAACUUCAUGUCGAAUGGUCUCCCCCAAUGGAACCAAAUGGAAUAAUUAUAAGAUAUGAACUAUACAUGAAGAGAUUGAGAUCUACUGAAGAAACCAUUUCUGAAGAAAGUCGAGUUUUUCAGAGCAGUGGCUGGCUCAGUCCUCAUUCCUUUGCAGAAUCAGCCAAUGAAAAUGCAUUAAAACCUCCUCAAACAGCUACAAGCAUCACCGGCUUGGAGCCAUACACCCAGUAUGAAUUUAGAGUGGUAGCUGUGAAUAUGGCCGGUAGCGUGUCCUCUGCCUGGAUCUCAGAAAGAACAGGGGAAUCAGUGCCUGUCUUCAUGACCCCACCGUCGGUCCUUCCCCUCUCGUCGUACUCUCUUAAUGUCUCCUGGGAGAAGCCAGCAGAUAAUGUUACAAGAGGAAAAGUUGUGGGGUAUAACAUCAAUGUGAUUUCUGAUCAAUCACCUCAACAAUCCAUUCCAGUGAUGUUCUCACAGCUGUUGCACACUGCUGAACCUCAAGAACUGUCUUAUGUUGUAGAAGGACUGAAACCAUAUAGGAUGUACAAGUUUACUGUUUCUCUCUGCAAUUCCGUUGGUUGUGUAACCAGUGCUUCGGGAGCAGGACGAACAUUAGCAGCAGCACCAGCCCACCUGAGGCCUCCUCUGGUUAAAGCAAUCAGCAGCACAGUGAUCCAUCUUAGGUGGUUUCCACCUGCAGAACCAAACGGACCCUCUCCUAUGUAUCAGCUGGAGAGGAGAGAGUCAUCUCUAGCAGCUCCGAUGGCCACAGUGGUGAAAGGAAUUCGCUUCAUAGGAAAUGGGUAUUGUAAAUUUCCCAGCUCCACUCACCCAGUCGAUACGGACUUUACCGGCAUUAAGGCCAGCUUUCGAACAAGGGUGCCUGAAGGUUUGAUCGUCUUUGCGGCAUCGCCUGGCAGUCAGGAAGAGUAUUUUGCACUUCAGUUGAAGAAUGGACGUCCUUAUUUUCUUUUUGAUCCUCAGGGAUCAUCAGUGGAAGUUACCACAACUAAUGAUCAUGGCAAAAAAUACAAUGAUGGCAAAUGGCAUGAAAUAAUUGCUAUUAGGCACCAGGGUUUUGGCCAAAUCACUCUGGAUGCGCAGUAUACAGGUUCCUCUGCUGCCCUGAAUGGUAGUACCGUUAUUGGAGAUAACACAGGGGUGUUUCUGGGAGGGCUGCCCCGAGGUCACACCAUCCUAAGGAAGGACCCUGAGAUAAUCCAAAAGGGUUUUGUGGGCUGUCUCAAGGAUGUACAUUUUAUGAAGAAUUACAAUCCCUCUGCUGUUUGGGAGCCUCUGGAUUGGCAGAGCUCUGAAGAACAAAUCAACGUGUAUAACAGCUGGGAGGGAUGCCCUACCUCUUUAGAUGAGGGAGCCCAGUUUCUAGGAGCAGGGUUCUUGGAACUUCAUCCAUUAAUAUUUCAAGGUGGAAUGGACUUUGAGAUUUCCUUCAAGUUCAGAACUGACCAGUUCAAUGGAUUGCUGCUUUUUGUUUACAACAAAGAUGGACCUGAUUUUCUCGCUAUGGAGCUGAAGAGUGGAAUAUUGAGCUUGCGGUUAAAUACCAGUCUUGCCUUGACACAAGUGGAUCUGUGGCUGGGACUGUCCUAUUGUGAUGGAAAGUGGAAUGAAAUAAUUAUUAAAAAGGAAGGCUCUUUCCUAUCAGCAAGCAUGAAUGGACUAACGGAGCACGUGUCAGAGUUGGGAGCCCAGCCACUGGCAGUGAAUUCACCCGUCUAUCUGGGGGGAAUCCCACAGGAGCUGCAGAACUCUUAUCAGCACUUGAGUUUGGAAGAAGGUUUCGGUGGUUGCAUGAAGGAUGUUAAAUUUACACGGGGUGCUGUCGUUAACUUGGCAUCUGUGUCCAGCGGUGCUGUCAGAGUCAAUCUGGAUGGAUGCCUAUCAACUGCCAGCGCUGUUAACUGCAGGGGAAAUGACUCCAUCCUGGUUUACCAGGGAACAGAGCAGAGUGUUUAUGAGAGUGGUCUCCAGCCUUUCACAGAAUACCUGUAUCGGGUGGUAGCCUCGCAUGAAGGAGGCUCAGUAUGUAGUGACUGGAGUCGAGGCCGCACGGCAGGAACAGCUCCAGAAAGUGUGCCAACUCCCUCACGAGUCCGCAGCAUAAAUGGAUACAGCAUUGAGGUGACCUGGGAUGAACCUGUCGUGGUCAGAGGUGUAAUUGAGAAGUACAUUCUGAAAGCCUACGGUGAGGACAUCCACCGUCCACCCCACGUGCCCUCUGCCAGUGCGGAGUUUGUCAAUACCAGCACCUCUGCAGGCAUAUUGACAGGCUUGCUACCCUUCAAAAACUAUGCAGUAACCCUAACUGCUUGCACUUUGGCUGGCUGUACUGAGAGCUCACAUGCAUUGAACAUCUCUACUCCACAAGAAGCCCCACAAGAGGUUCAGCCACCAGUAGCCAAAUCCUUUCCCAAUUCUUUGUUACUUUCCUGGAAUCCACCCAAAAAAACAAAUGGUGUUAUAACUCAGUACUCUUUAUACAUGGAUGGGAGGCUAAUCUAUUCGGGCAAUGGAGAGAGCUACACAGUCACAGAUUUAGCGGUAUUUAAGCCCCACCAGUUUUUAGUCGGUGCCUGCACACACGUGGGAUGUACAAACAGCUCUCGGGUCAUACUCUACACAGCACAGCUGCCACCAGAACACGUGGAUUCCCCGAUCCUGACUGUCCUGGAUUCUAGAACUGUAUCCGUACAGUGGAAACAACCAAGGGAAGUAAAUGGAGUUCUGGAACGCUAUAUAUUAUAUAUUGCAAAUCACACACAUGACUUUACAGUGUGGAAUGUCAUCUAUAACAGUACGGAACUUUUCCAGGAUCACAUACUACAGGACCUUCUCCCAGGAAAUAAAUAUCUCAUCAAGCUGGGAGCUUGCACGGGUGGUGGGUGCGCCGUGAGUGAGGCCAGCGAGGCCCUGACGGACGAGGACAUACCCCAAGGCGUGCCAGCCCCCAAAGCCCACUCCUACUCACCUGACUCCUUUAAUGUCUCCUGGACCGAGCCUGACUACCCGAAUGGUGUUAUCACGAGUUAUGGAUUAUAUCUAGAUGGUAUAUUAAUUCACAAUUCCUCAGAACUCAGCUGUCAUGCUUAUGGAUUUGCUCCUUGGAGCUUGCAUUCCUUCAGAGUCCAAGCGUGCACGGCCAAAGGUUGUGCUCUGGGCCCACUGGUGGAAAAUCGAACUCUAGAAGCUCCUCCGGAAGGAAAAGUAAAUGUAUUUGUCAAAACAGAGGGAUCCAGGAAAGCCCACGUGCGCUGGGAGGCACCUUUUCACCCUAAUGGGUGCUUAACAUACUCAGUCCUUUUUAAUGGGAUGUUUUAUGUAGAUCAAGCAGGUAAUAAUUACACCCUUCUGAAUGGCACAAAAAUCAUGUACAGCAGUGAAGAGGCCAACCUUUGGGUGCUCAUCGAUGGGCUGGUUCCUUUUACCAACUACACUGUACAAGUGAAUGUGACAAAUGGCCAAGGCAGCUUGAUAAGUGAUCCUGUAAUGAUUGCGAUGCCUCCAGGAGCUCCAGAUGGCGUGCUGCCUCCCAGGCUUUCAUCUGCCACUCCAACCAGUCUUCAGGUUGUCUGGUCUACACCAGCUCGCAACAACGCUCCCGGCUCUCCCAGAUACCAACUCCAGAUGAGGCCUGGCCACUCCACCCAUGGCUUUCUAGAGUUAUUUUCCAAUCCUUCUGCAUCGUUAAGCUAUGAAGUGAGAGAUCUCCAACCAUACACGGAGUAUAUGUUUCGGUUGGUUGCCUCCAACGGAUUUGGCAGUGCACAGAGUUCUUGGAUUCCAUUCAUGACCGCAGAGGACAAACCGGGACCCAUAGACCCUCCGAUUGUUCUGGACGUGAAGUCAAGAAUGAUGUUGGUCACCUGGCAGCAUCCUUCAAAGUGCAAUGGGGUGAUUACCCAUUAUAACAUUUAUCACCAUGGCCAUCUAUACUUGAGAACUUCUGGAAAUGUCACUAACUGCACAGUGACCCACUUACACCCAUAUACCGCCUAUAAGUUCCAGGUAGAAGCCUGUACUUCAAAAGGAUGUUCCCUCUCAGCAGAGUCCCAGACCACAUGGACACUCCCAGAGGCACCAGAAGGGAUCCCACGCCCAGAGCUGUUCUCUGAUACCCCCACAUCCGUGAUUAUAUCUUGGCAACCCCCUACCCAUCCCAACGGCUUGGUGGAGAACUUCACAAUUGAGAGAAGAGUCAAAGGGAAAGGAGAAGUUACUACCCUGGCAACUCUUCCAAGAAGUCAUUCCAUGAGGUUUAUUGACAAGACUCCUGCCCUUAGCCCGUGGACAAAAUAUGAAUACCGAGUCCUGAUGAGCACGCUUGAUGGAGGUACAAACAGCAGUGCUUGGGCAGAAGUGACCACAAGACCCUCACGACCUGCUGGGGUGCAGCCACCCGUGGUGACCGUGCUGGGACCCGAAGCAGUCCAGGUCACUUGGAAACCCCCACUCAUCCAGAACGGAGACAUGCUUAGCUAUGAGAUCCGCAUGCCUGACCCUCACGUCACAAUAACCAAUGUGACUUCCUCAGUGUUAAGUCAAAUAAUUACACAUCUUAUUCCUUUCACUAAUUACUCUGUCAGCAUCGUUGCUUGCUCAGGGGGAAAUGGACACCUAGGAGGAUGCACAGAGAGUUUACCUACCUAUGUUACCACCCAGCCCACCCUACCUCAGGACGUUGGCCCAUUGUCAGUGAUUCCACUAAGUGAAUCGUAUGUUGGGAUUUCUUGGCAGCCGCCAUCCAAGCCAAAUGGACCCAAUGUGAGAUAUGAGCUUCUGAGACGUAAAAUCCAGCAACCACUUGCAUCAAAUCCCCCAGAAGAUUUAAAUCGGUGGCACAAUAUUUAUUCAGGAACUCAGUGGUUUUAUGAAGAUAAGGGUCUUAGCAGAUUUACAACCUACGAGUAUAAACUGUUUGUACACAACAGCGUGGGGUUUACGCCAAGCCGAGAAGCGACAGUGACAACCUUAGCUGGUCUUCCCGAAAGAGGAGCCACUCUUACAGCGAGUGUCCUUAACCACACAGCCAUAGAAGUGCGUUGGGCUAAACCAAGUUUUCAAGACCUACAAGGUGAUGUUGAAUAUUAUACACUGUUUUGGAGUUCUACUACCUCAAAUGAAUCUCGCAAACUGCUCCCAGAUGUAAACUCACAUGUCAUUGACAGCUUAAAUCCAAACACAGAGUAUCGGGUUUUUAUCUCUGUCUUCAAUGGAGUCCACAGCAUCGACAGUGCAGUCUUGCAGGCCACCACUUGCGAUGGGGAGCCUCAGGGCAUGCUUUCUCCAGAGGUUGUCAUCAUCAACAGCACAGCUGUACGUGUCAUCUGGACAUCUCCUUCAAAUCCAAAUGGUGUUGUCACUGAGUAUUCUAUCUAUGUAAAUAAUAAGCUCUACAAGACUGGAAUGAAUGUGCCUGGGUCGUUUAUUCUGAGAGACCUGUCUCCCUUCACUAUCUAUGACAUUCAGGUUGAAGUUUGUACAAAGUAUGCAUGUGCGAAAAGCAAUGGAACCCAAGUCACCACUGUGGAAGACACUCCAAGCGAUAUACCAAUGCCCACAGUCCAUGGCAUCACUUCAAGAUCCCUUCAAAUUGAUUGGGUGUCUCCAGAGAAGCCAAAUGGCAUCAUUCGUGGAUAUGAUCUCUUACGGAAAACAUUAUAUUCAUGCCCUAAAACUCAGCAGGACCACGGUGAUGAGCUCUGCAAGGCUGUGAGGUGUCAAAAACCUAAAAAUAUCUGUGGACACAUUUGCUAUUCUCCUGAAGCUAAGGUGUGUUGUAAUGGAGUUCUCUAUGAACCCCGGCCUGGACACUACUGUUGUGAAGAAAAGUAUAUUCCAUUUGUUCUGAACUCAACUGGAGUUUGUUGCGGUGGCCGAAUGCAAGAGGCACAACCAGAUUAUCAGUGCUGCUCUGGGUAUUAUGCUAGAAUUCUACCAGGUGAAGUAUGCUGUCCAGAUGAACAGCACAAUCGGGUUUCCAUUGGCAUAGGCAACGCCUGCUGUGGCAGAAUGCCAUACUCCACCUCAGGAAACCAGAUUUGCUGUGCUGGGAGGCUUCAUGAUGCCCAUGGCCAACAGUGCUGUGGCGGACAGAUUGUGAGCAAAGAUUUAGAGUGCUGCGGUGGAGAAGAAGGUGUGGUGUACAGUCGCCUUCCAGGGAUGUUCUGUUGUGGGCAGGAUUAUGUGAAUAUGUCAGAUACCAUAUGCUGCUCAGCUUCCAGUGGAGAGUCUAAAGCACAUGUUAAAAAGAAUGACCCAGUGCCAGUAAAAUGCUGUGAGACUGAACUUAUUCCAAAGAGCCAGAAAUGCUGUAAUGGAGUUGGAUAUAAUCCUUUGAAAUAUGUUUGCUCUGACAAGAUUUCAACUGGAAUGAUGAUGAAGGAAACCAAAGAGUGCAGGACCCUCUGCCCAGCAUCUAUGGAAGCCACGGCAUAUUGUGGCAGGUGUGACUUCAACUCUACCAGCCAUGUUUGUACUGUGAUGAGGUCUCGCAAUUCCAUAGGGAAGACAUCAGUGGAAGAAAUAUGUUCAUCUGCUGAAGAAACUGUUCACGCAGGGAGUGUAAACACAUACUCCUUCACAGAUGUAAACCUCGAGCCCUACAUGAUGUAUGAGUACAGGAUUUCUGCAUGGAAUAGCUAUGGGCGAGGAUUCAGCAAAGCUGUUAGAGCCAGAACAAAAGAGGAUGUGCCUCAGGGAGUGAGUCCCCCUAGGUGGACAAAAAUGGACAAUCUUGAAGAUGCAAUUGUCUUAAACUGGAAGAAACCUAUACAAUCAAAUGGUCCUGUUAUUCACUACAUUCUUCUUCGAAAUGGAAUUGAACACUUUCGGGGAACAUCACUGAACUUCUCUGAUACGAAAGGAAUUCAACCAUUUCAGGAAUAUUCAUAUCAGCUGAAAGCGUGCACGGUUGCUGGCUGUGCUGCCAGUAGCAAGGUAGUUGCAGCUACUACCCAAGGAGUUCCGGAAAGCAUCCUGCCGCCGCGAAUCACAGCCCCAAGUGCAGAGGCUCUGCAUCUGAGCUGGAGUGUCCCUGAGAAACCAAAUGGCGUCAUUAAAGAGUACCAGAUCUGGCAGGUUGGGAAAGGUCUCAUCUAUACUGACACCACUGACAGGAGGCAGCAUACGGUCACAGGUCUCCAGCCAUACACCAACUACAGCUUCACACUUACGGCUUGUACAUCUGCCGGAUGUACUUCAAGUGAGCCUUUUCUAGGUCAGACACCGCAGGCAGCCCCUGAAGGAGUUUGGGUGACACCUCGACACAUGAUCAUCAAUUCUACAACGGUGGAGUUAUAUUGGAGUCCGCCAGAAAAACCCAACGGCCUCAUUUCUCAGUAUCAAUUGAGUCGUAAUGGAACCUUGCUUUUCCUGGGUGGCAGCGAAGAGCAGAAUUUCACUGAUAAAAACCUGGAGCCCAACAGCAGCUACAUUUACAAGUUAGAAGCCAAAACUGGAGGUGGCAGCAGUACUAGUGAUGAUUACAUUGUUCAGACACCUCUGUGGACACCAGAAGAAAUCCAUCCUCCACAUAAUAUCACAGUAAUUGGGCCGUAUUCCAUAUUUGUUGCUUGGAUACCACCAGGGAUCCUCAUCCCCCAAAUUCCCGUGGAGUACAAUGUCUUACUCAGUGAUAGAAGCGUAACACCUCUGGUCUUCUCUGCUGGUCGUCAUCAGUCUACCCUUCUGGAAAAUUUGACUCCAUUCACACAGUAUGAGAUAAGGAUACAAGCAUGUCAAAAUGGAGGUUGUGGAGUUAGCAAUAAAAUGUUUGUGAAAACAUCUGAAGCAGCCCCGUUGGAUCUUAAUUCCCCUGUUCUUAAGGCACUGGGACCAGCUUGCAUAGAGAUUAAAUGGAUGCCACCUAAACAACCGAAUGGAGUCAUCAUCAACUACUUUAUUCACAGACGUCCUGCUGGCCUUGAAGAGGAGUCUCUUUUGUUCAUCUGGUCGGAAGGAGCCCUUGAAUUUACUGAUACUGCAGACACUCUGAGGCCUUUCACACUCUACGAAUAUCGAGUCAGAGCCCAUAACUCCAGAGGCUCAGUAGGAAGCCUGUGGGCAUCAGUACGGACUCUGGAAGCCCCACCUCAAGAUUUUCCAGCUCCCUGGGCUCAAGCCACCAGUGCUCAUUCAGUUCUGCUGAACUGGACAAAGCCAGAAUCUCCCAAUGGCGUUAUCUCCCAGUACCGCGUGGUCUACCAGGAGAGACCAGAUGACCCGACAUUUAACAGCUCUACCGUACAUGCUUUCACAGUCAUGGGAACGACGCAUCAAGCCCACCUGUUUGGGUUGGAACCAUUCACAACAUACCACAUUGGUGUCGUGGCUGCAAACCAGGCAGGAGAACUUUCAAGCCCCUGGGCUCUGAUUCAAACCUUAGAAUCUUCCCCAAGUCGACUGAGCAACUUUACAGUGGAACAGAAGGAGAAUGGCCGGGCAUUGCUACUCCAGUGGUCAGAGCCUGCCAGACCCAAUGGUGUGAUUAAGACAUACAACAUCUUCAGCGACGGCGCCCUGGAGUACACUGGCCUGAAUCGUCAGUUUCUCUUCCGCCGCCUGGAUCCUUUCUCUCUGUACACCCUGACCCUGGAGGCGUGCACCCGGGCGGGCUGUGCACACACAGCGCCCCAGCCCCUGUGGACAGAUGAAGCCCCUCCAGACUCGCAGUUGCCUCCCACGAUCCAGUCUGUGGAGGCCACCAGCGUUGAGCUGAGCUGGUCGGAGCCUGUUAACCCAAAUGGAAAAAUAACUCGCUAUGAAGUGAUUCGCAGAUGCUUCGAGGGCAAAGCUUGGGGGAAUCAGACAAUCCAGGCCGAGGAGGAAAUUGUUUUCAUAGAAUAUGAUACUGAAAGGGAUACAUUUCUGUAUAACGACACAGGUUUGCAGCCAUGGACGCAGUGUGAAUAUAAAAUCUAUACUUGGAAUUCAGCUGGGCGUACCUGUAGCUCUUGGAAUGUGGUAAGGACGUUGCAAGCACCUCCAGAAGGUCUCUCCGCACCUGAGAUAUCCUAUGUAUCUAUGAAUCCCCCAAAACUGCUGAUUUCCUGGUUCCCACCGGAACAGUCUAAUGGCAUUAUCCAGUCUUACAAGCUUCAAAGAAAUGGAAUGCUCUAUCCUUUCAGCUUUGAUGCUGUGACUUUCAAUUAUACUGACGAAGAGCUGCUUCCCUUUUCCACCUACAGCUACGCAGUCCUAGCCUGCACCGGUGGCGGCUGCUCCACCAGCAAACCCACCAGCAUCACAACUCCGGAAGCUGCUCCAACAGGAGUCAGCCCUCCAGAUCUCUGGGCCAUCAGUGCCACUCAGAUAAAUGUAUCUUGGUCACCACCAUCAAGUCAAAAUGGGAAGAUCACUAAAUACUUGCUUAGAUAUGAUGGUAAGGAAUCUUUUGCUGGACAGGGCCUGUCCCUGUUGGCUUCCCACCUGCAGCCCUAUACCCAGUAUAAUUUUUCCCUUGUAGCCUGCACAAAUGGAGGUUGCACAGUUAGUAAGUCAAAAUCUGCCUGGACGAUGGAGGCCCCACCAGAGAACAUGGACUCCCCAACAUUGCUAGUCACAGGCUCAGAAUCAAUAGAAAUCACCUGGAAGCCUCCAAGAAACCCAAAUGGCCAGAUCAGAAGUUAUGAACUUAGGAGGGAUGGAACCAUUGUAUACACUGGCCUGGAAACUCGCUAUCAUGAUUUUACCCUCACCCCAGGAGUGGAGUAUGGCUACACAGUGACGGCCAACAACAGCCAAGGGGGUAUUUUGAGUCCACUUGUCAAAGAGCAAACCAACCCCUCAGCACCCUCAGGGAUGGAGCCUCCAAAAUUGCAGGCCAAGGGCCCUUGGGAGAUCUUAGUGAACUGGGAUUCCCCAGUGAGGACAAAUGGCGUUAUCAUCAACUAUACCCUCUUCAUCCGUGAGCUGUUUGAAAGAGAAACAAAAAUCAUACACAUAAACACAACUCAUGAUUCUUUUGGUACACAGUCACUCAUAGUGAACCAGCUGAAGCCAUUUCACAGGUACGAAGUACGAAUUCAAGCCUGCACCACCCUGGGAUGUGCAUCCAGUGAAUGGGCAUCCGGGCAGACUUCCGAGAUUGCUCCUCUGAUGCAGCCUCCUCCACACCUAGAGGUACGGAUGGCUCCGGGAGGAUUCCGGCCCACUGUUUCCCUUUGGUGGACAGGACCAGUUCAGCCCAAUGGAAAAGUUUUACAUUAUGAAUUAUAUAGAAGACACAUAGCACCUCAACCUGGACAAUCCAAUCCAGUGCUAAUCUAUAAUGGAAGCUCAAGCUCUUUUACAGAUUUGGAACUAUGGCCUUUCACAGAGUAUGAGUAUCAGGUCUGGGCAGUGAAUUCUGCAGGAAAAGCCCCCAGUCGCUGGGCGUGGUGUAGAACGGGGCCAGCCCCGCCAGAAGGUCUCGGAGCCCCCAAGUUCCAUGCGGUGUCUUCUACCCAAGCAGUCGUCAACAUCAGCGCCCCCGAGAAGCCCAAUGGAAUCGUCAGUCUCUACAGGUUGUUCUCCAGCAAUGCCAGCGGGGCCAAGACCGUGCUGUCCGAAGGCAUGGCCACCCAGCAAACUCUUCAUGGCCUACGACCCUUCACUACCUACUCCAUUGGGGUCGAGGCCUGCACCUGCUUCAACUGUUGCAGGAAGGGGCCAACGGCUGAGCUGAGAACUCAUCCGGCUCCACCCUCAGGACUGUCCUCACCACAGAUCCAGGCACUGUCCUCGAGGACGGCCUCCUUCCAGUGGAGUGCCCCCCUGUUCCCCAAUGGUGUCAUUCAAAGCUACGAGCUCCAACUCCACGUGGCUUGUUCUGUGUCAGCCCUGCCCUGCACUCCCAGCCAAACAGAGACAAAGUACACGGGGCCAGGAAAGAGAGCCGGCCUUGGGGGUCUCCAGCCUUACACCACCUACGAGCUGAGAGUGGUGGCCCACAACGAGGUGGGCAGCACAGCUUCUGGAUGGAUCAGCUUCAGCACCCAGAGGGAAUUGCCUCAGUACCGAGCCCCGUUUUCCGUGGACAGCAAUUUGUCUACGGUGUGUGUCAACUGGACUGGCACCUUCCUCCUGAACGGCCCGCUGAAGGAGUACGUGUUAACCGAUGGAGGACAACGCGUGUACAGUGGCUUCGACACCGUCCUCUACAUACCAAGGACUGCGGACAAAACCUUCUUUUUCCAGGUCACCUGCACUACAGAUGAAGGAAGUGUUAAGACACCAUUGAUCCAGUAUGAUACCUCUGCUGGAUUUGGCUUGGUGCUAACAACUCCUGGAGAAAAGAAGGGAUCGGGGAGCAAAAGCCCAGAGUUCUACAACGAGCUGUGGUUUAUAGUGUUGAUGGCGAUGCUGGGCUUGGUCUUGCUGGCCAUUUUUCUGUCCCUGAUACUACAAAGAAAGAUCCACAAAGAACCAUUUAUCAGAGAGAGACCUCCCUUGGUGCCUCUUCAGAAGAGGAUGUCUCCACUGAGUGUCUAUCCACCAGGGGAAAACCAUACGGGAUUAGCCGAUACCAAAAUUCCCCAGUCUGGGACGCCUGUGAGUAUUCGGAGUAUUCGGAGCAACCGGAGCGUGUCUGUGCUGCGAAUCCCAAGUCAAAGCCAAAUUAGCCAAACCUACUCCCAAGGCUCUCUCCACCGCAGUGUCAGCCAGCUCAUGGACAUUCAAGACAAGAAAGUCUUGAUUGACGACUCGCUCUGGGAAACCAUCCUGGGCCACAAUAGCGGAUUGUACGUGGAUGAAGAGGAGCUGAUGAACGCCAUCAAGGGUUUCAGCUCGGUAACCAAGGAACACGCCACCUUCACCGACACCCACCUGUGA
Messenger RNA from Lemur catta (Ring-tailed lemur), 15609 nucleotides. It is a transcript of the gene USH2A, whose product is annotated as usherin. The record is from RefSeq and is a predicted model, not a curated record. The transcript is spliced from 71 exons. Lineage: Eukaryota; Metazoa; Chordata; Mammalia; Primates; Lemuridae. The coding region runs from base 1 to 15609 and encodes 5202 amino acids. Gene Ontology annotation, molecular function: protein binding.